UCCACUAAUCUCCAUCUCCAGAACUCACGUCUAAAAAUACACAUUUCUUCAAUAAUAUAAUUAUUAGUACAUUUGGGAAUUGCUCAACCUAUCUAUCUUCUCUGUUUUCUUGAUCUCCCACUUCCAAUUAAUCAAGCUAGGAUAGCAAACAUGUCGGGUGGAAUCGGGCCGUGCAGUGAUAUACAUCUCCCCAAGGAGGAGUCGACGGAAGAAGCAGGGAAGCCGCAGCGGCGGAGAUUUUUCACCUUCCGGCAGCUGAACGUGUUGGCGGUGAUGAUUGUGCUGUCGGCCAGCGGCAUGGUGAGUAUAGAAGAUUUGGGCUUUGUGCUCUUCUCCAUCAUCUACUUGUAUUUCAUCUCCGAGGCGGCGUUUCCGCAGACCAAUCCGCCGUGGACUGGUUCCGUGUUUGGCCAAACUAACCGGACCCUCCGCCUCUACAUGUUAACUUCGGCAGUCAUCGGCUUGCUUUUCCCCCUUGCCUAUAUUUUUGAAGGUAUUGUUGAAGGGGACAAGGAGGGCGUGAAGGCAGCAGUUCCGCACUUGUUUCUGUUAGGCAGCCAGGUGUUCAUGGAAGGGGUGGCGUCCAAGGACCGUUUCUCAUUGCCGGUCCGGGUUUUCGUGCCGGUUUCCUACAACACCAAGAGGAUUUUCACCCUGGCUGAGUGGCUCAGAAGUGAGAUAUCAAAGGAGCAGAACCGGAGGUUGUAUGUUGGGAGAGGUCUGGCGGUUGCCAAUAUGGCGUUUUGGUGCUUUAACUUGUUUGGAUUCUUGGUGCCGGUUUACCUCCCUAAGGCCUUCAAGAUUUACUAUUCCAACCACAAGCAUAAUAAGGACUAAUUAUAUUACUGUAUUAUUGAUGAUACAUAGGUAGCUAGUUGUCAGUCAUUUGUUUUAUCCUAACCAAUGUUAUUUUGUUGUUAGGGUUUUGUUCUGUUUGUGUGUGUGUGUGUGUUCUGUGAAAGUUAAAUACAGGGUGAAAAGAAUAAAAAUAAAAAUAAAAAAGAAACUCUAGUCAA
Molecule: messenger RNA, 1016 nt
Organism: Ipomoea triloba (trilobed morning glory)
Lineage: Eukaryota; Viridiplantae; Streptophyta; Magnoliopsida; Solanales; Convolvulaceae
Exons: 2
Coding region: 151-837 (228 amino acids)
Source: RefSeq, a predicted model, not a curated record